This is a messenger RNA of Leptopilina boulardi, 11544 nucleotides long. Its product is annotated as ankyrin-3-like. The coding region runs from base 738 to 11252 and encodes 3504 amino acids. Gene Ontology annotation, molecular function: protein binding. The record is from RefSeq and is a predicted model, not a curated record. The transcript has 30 exons. Lineage: Eukaryota; Metazoa; Arthropoda; Insecta; Hymenoptera; Figitidae.
UAAAAGAGAAUUAUUAUUCAAGCUGAACAAAUUAAUAAUAUUCUAAAAUUCUACUUUUUAAUUUUCAUAAACAAUAACGGACUUAAAGGAAUUUAAUACUAAGUCAGUACAGAAACAAGACAGAAGAGCUAUUACAAAAAACUAUAAAUAUACGUGGAGCAACGUCUUCAGUAUAGGUCAUACAGUUACCAAAACAUGAAUGAGUUCACACGUCUAUCGAAUGUAAUACAUAUUUUAUUAUUCAGAAAUGUCCACAAAACUCUCUUUUCCAUCGAUCUUAAAAUUGGAGGUUUGCGAUACUAAUAUCAGGAUAUUCUGAUUGUAAUAUUGUCAGUUAUCCAGGAAGUACACUCAUCAUAGCUUUGUAUGGGAGAAUAUUAAUCUUUUGCAUCAACGGCAAACUUAUAUUGUGAUAGACUGAUAAUACGACAGCAUUUCUUCGUGCUGCUCGCUCUGGUAAUCUUGAAAAAGUGAUUGAAUACCUUGAUACCGAUCUGGACAUUAAUACAGCUAAUUCUAAUGACUUGAACGCUUUACACUUAGCGUCCAAAGAUGGCCAUGUGGAAAUAGUUACAGAACUUUUAAAGAGAGGUGCUAAAGUCGAUGCAGCUACAAAAAAAGGAAAUACUGCCUUACACAUAGCUUCAUUAGCUGGUCAAUCAGAGACAGCAAAUAUACUUAUUCAAUAUGGAGCACAGGUCAACAUUCAGUCUCAGAAUGGAUUUACACCGCUAUAUAUGGCUGCACAAGAAAAUCAUGACAAUGUUGUUAAGAUUCUACUAAAUAAUGGUGCUAAUCAAAGUCUGGCAACAGAGGAUGGCUUUACCCCUUUGGCUGUUGCGAUGCAGCAAGGGCAUGAUAAAGUAGUUAGCGUUCUUUUAGAAAAUGAUUCCAAAGGGAAAGUAAGACUUCCGGCACUUCAUAUUGCUGCUAAAAAAGAUGAUUGUAAAGCUGCAGACUUACUUCUUCAGAAUGACCACAAACCAGAUGUUACAUCGAAAAGUGGAUUUACUCCUCUUCACAUAGCUGCACAUUAUGGCAAUGAAGAAAUUGCGAAGUUGUUGAUAAAAAGAGGUGCUGAUGUGAACUAUCAAGCAAAGUUUAAUAUCAGUCCACUGCAUGUAGCUGCAAAAUGGGGCAAAAACAACAUGGUAAAAGUGCUUCUAGAAAAUGGAGCAGUCAUUGAAGCAAAAACCAAGGAUGGAUUGACACCACUCCAUUGCGCUGCAAGAUCCGGACAUGAAGAAGUUGUUUCCACCCUUUUAGAAAAUUCUGCACCUAUCAGUGCACGAUCAAAGAAUGGAUUAGCUCCCUUACAUAUGGCAUCGCAAGGAGAUCAUGUAGAUGCUGCGAGAGUUUUAUUAUAUCAUCGAGCCCCUGUUGAUGAAGUAACAAUAGAUUAUUUAACUUCUCUACACGUAGCAGCUCAUUGUGGACAUGUCAGAGUAGCUAAACUACUUUUGGAUAGGAAAGCAGAUCCUAAUGCUAGAGCCUUAAAUGGGUUCACUCCAUUGCACAUUGCAUGCAAAAAAAAUCGCAUUAAAGUCGUGGAACUUUUAGUAAAACAUGGUGGAUCUAUUGAGUCAACUACAGAAUCUGGACUUACACCAUUACAUGUUGCAAGUUUUAUGGGAUGUAUGAAUAUUGUUAUAUUUUUACUUCAACAUGAAGCUAACCCGGAUGUUCCCACUGUUAGAGGUGAAACGCCAUUACACUUAGCAGCUAGAGCAAAACAAACUGACAUUAUCCGCAUUUUACUAAGAAAUGGUGCAAAAGUUGAUGCUCGUGCCAGGGAGCAGCAAACCCCAUUACAUAUUGCUUCACGAUUAGGAAACCUUGACAUAGUAAUGCUAUUACUACAACAUGGUGCUGAUGUUGAUACGACUACAAAGGAUAUGUACACAGCUUUGCAUAUUGCAGCAAAAGAAGGACAAGAUGAGGUUGCAGCUAUUCUUCUUGAAAAUAAAGCUUCAAUUAAAGCAGUAACAAAAAAUGGCUUUACACCAUUACAUAUUGCUGCUAAAUAUGGAAAUAUGAAUGUGAGCAAGAUUUUUUUACAAAAAGACAGCAAGUUGGAUGCACAAGGAAAGAAUAAUAUCACUCCAUUACAUUUAGCUUGUCACUAUGAUCAUCCAAAUGUUGUACAAUUAUUAUUAGAAAAAGGAGCUUCACCUAAUCUUACUUCUCAAAAUGGUCAUACGCCACUACACAUUGCGGCACGAAAAAAUCAGAUGGAUACAGCUACUAUUUUAUUAGAACAUGGAGCAAAAACAAAUGUUGAAUCAAAAGCUGGAUAUACUGCAUUACAUUUAAGUGCACAAAAGGGGCAUUACGAUAUGAUAAAUUUACUCAUCGAUCAUGGAGCUGAUCCUAAUUACAAUGCUAAGAAUGGACUCACAGCCUUACAUUUAUGUGCCCAAGAAGAUUUUACUAGAGUAGCUUCAAUUUUAAUAAAAAAUGGUGCAAAUAUCGAAAAACAAACUCAGACUGGUUAUAGACCAAUUCAUAUUGCAGCUCACUUUGGAAAUUUAGCAAUGAUAAGAUUUUUAUUAAAACAUUCGGCUGAAAUUGAUGUUAAAACUAAUCAAAACUAUACUCCAUUACAUCAAGCUGCUCAACAAGGACAUGCUCAUGUUGUGUCUGCUCUUAUAGAAGGUCAUGCUUCACAUAGAGCACAUACAAAUGAUGGAUUAACAGCUUUAAAUAUCGCUCAAAAAUUAGGAUAUAUAUCUGUAAUAGAAGUUUUAAAAGGACUAUCUUACGAUGGUGUAACACCUGAUAACAAAAAUUGGGAAGAGAAAUAUAAAGUUAUUGCCCCAGAAAGUUUACAAGAAACAAGUUUUAUCUCUGAUUCUGAUGAAGAAGGUGGUUCAGACGCUUUAAUUAGCGAACAACCUUAUCGAUACUUAACAGUAGACUUAAUGAAGAGUUUACGAGAUGAUUCUCUGCCUAUCGAUGUAACCCGUGACGAUCCUAUUCAUAGGCAUGUUUCAAAGGAAGAAAAGCAACAGUUUGUUCAGAGCAAUAAUUACUGCAUAGGAGAAAAUUUUGACAAUGAUAAUUUUGGUUUUGGGAAACUUCAUUUUCGAUCAUUUUUAGUUAGCUUUUUGGUGGAUGCAAGAGGGGACACAAUGAAGGGUUGCAGACAUAGUGGAAUUCGAAUAAUUGUUCCCCCUAGAAGAGCUACAAUGCCAAUUCGUGUUACUUGCAGAUUAGUAAAACCAAAUAAAGUUAUAAAUCCACCUCCAUUAAUGGAAGGAGAAUCUUUAGCUGCUCGUAUUAUCGAGAUGGGUCCAGUUGGAGCUUCUUUCCUAGGGCCUGUAUUGAUUGAUAUUCCAAAUUUUGCUGCGAUUCGUGAAAACAAUAGAGAAAUUAUAAUUUUAAGAUCAGAGAAUGGAGAAAACUGGAAAGAACACGAUAAUUCUCUCGACAGUGAUGACAAUUUAUUAAACACUUCUUAUGAUACGCAAAUGAGUGCCUUACACUCGGGAAGAAUAACUCGUAUUCUAACUAAAACAUUGCCACAAUAUUUUGCCAUUGUUACAAGGAUUAAGCAAGAAGUUCAUGUUAUUGGAGCAGAAGGAGGAAUUUUAAUAUCCAGUGUUGCUAAUCACGUUCAAGCAGUAUUUCCACCAGGUUCUUUGACUAAAAAGAUCAUUGUUGGAUUACAGGCACACGUUAUACCAACAGAGCUAACAGCAAAACUUCUUGGCAACAGUGUAGCAGUUUCUCCUGUCGUUACAAUUGAACCAAGAAGAAGAAAGUUUCAUAAACCAAUUACUCUUACAAUUCCAGUCCCUCAAGCAGCGAAUAAAGGAAUGAUUAAUCAAUAUGGAGGUGAAACUACAUCGUUAAGAUUACUGUGCAGUAUUGCAGGGGGUACCAGUGAAGCUCAAUGGGAAGAUGUGACUGGAUCAACACCGUUAACUUUUAUGAAUGACCGAGUUUCUUUUACAACAACGGUUUCAGCCAGAUUUUGGUUGAUGGAUUACAGGAGUACAAGUGAUGUUCCACGAAUGGCCACUGAAUUAUACAAGGAAUCAUUAUUCGUUCCAUUUAUAACAAACUUUGUAAUAUACUCGAAACGAUUCGACUUAGUAGAAGCUACUUUGCGGAUAUUAUGCAUGACAGAUGGAAAAGAUGGAAUGCACUCUCUGGAAAUACAAGAAAACUUUUUGGAACUCGUAAAAAGUCGUGAUGUUGAGGCUUUGGAUGGAAAAUAUCUAUAUAUAGAAUUCAGUGGAAAUCUUGUUCCUGUUACAAAGUCUGGUGUACAGUUGAAAUUUAUCUUUAAAUCUUUUCGACAAAACCGGAUAUCGUUUCAUGUAAAAGUGAAAGAUCCAACUUUAGAUCCUGUCGCAAGAAUGCUUUUUAUGAGAGAACCUAAAGUAGCUAAAGGAGAACCUCCUCAGCAACCAGUUUGUGUACUAAAUAUUGUGCUUCCAGAGAUAUAUAAUGAUUCAGUAUUAAAAAGCAAACGAUUAGUCGUUGAAGACUCGAACAAAAUGGCUCAAAAUUCUGAUAUCAUGAAUCCGAAAUCUUUAUCAGAUCACAAAGAGAAGUGCGAUGAGCCAAAAUCGACUUCUCCAUUGGAGAAGAAGGUUUUAAAUGAUAAGCUGCAAAAAAAACUGACAGAGACUGCCACAUUCCAAGAUUCCUUUGCAAAAAAAACGGCUUAUCCCCUUGAAUCUGUAGAUGCUAGUUACCUUAAUAAAAUGAAUGAUGAAGAAGACGAUUUAAUCUUAGAAAAGCAAACUUAUUCGGAAAAAAGAAAGUUUUGGGAGGACAUUACAAAAAAGCGAAAUAGUUAUCAAAGAUCAGAAUCGGAAAUUUCAAAAUCCUCUCAGCUUACUUUUAAUGAGAGUGACAGUGAGAACAUUCCAAAUGUAGCUUCAGAAGAAUAUACCCCUGCUUUUUCAGGAAGAUCAUCCGAGACUUUAGAAGAUAUGAAUAUUCCAGAUAUUUCAGAGUGUUCUGUUGCAGAAAAGGCUCACUAUUUUGAAGAACAAAUUCAAAAGGAAAUUUCUAAUGUUAAGAUUUUACAUAAGUCACAAGAAUGUUUAAAAGAAAAAGAAAAGAAUAUUAUUGCAAGCAAAAUAGAUACAGAUGCAGAAGAGAAACAAUUUCAAAGCAGCGAUAAAAAAGAAGAGAUGAAGGAUUAUGAAAAAUUUAAAGACAAAGGAAGUACAUCCUCCAAUUUAGAAAUGGAAAGUACAUCUCAAAGUUUAACAAAAAUGGAAAGUACAAAUGAAAAAAGUUUACAUAAAAAAUUGAAAGAGUCUUCCAAAAGAGAUAAAUUGGAAGCAUUAGAGAAAGAAGUUAAUGUAAUUAAACCAGACAAUGUUUUUCUUCCUGAUAGUAAAUCUGACUCUAAGAUUCCAAUUAAAGUAAUAGCGCAUGAUAGCUUUAAAGGUAAACUCGAUUUUGAAAAAAAAGAAGAUGAUAAGGAGAAAUUUAAUAUAAAGACAACGAAUAAAAAUAUGUUUCAAGAAAAAGUAGAGAAAGAAUCAUUUUCAAUACCAGAAACAAGUGAAGUCCAAAAAAUUGAGAGAGAUGUAAAAGAAGCAUGUCAAAAACAAGUAGUUCAAAAAAAAGAAGAAUUUGUUCCUUUAAUGGAGACGGUAACUAUGCAAAAGUCAAAAAAUAAAAUAGAAAUAAAAAAAGAAUUUAAAUCAAAUAUUCCUGUUGCGAUGUCAAAAACUGAAAAAGAUAAAUCAAUUGUACAUAAACAAAAUAAAAUGGAAAACAUACUAGACGCAUCUUCAGAAUAUUCUUUAAAUCCUUCAAUUUCAAAUCCAAUUGCUGGAGAUGCAGUAAAAAAAACAGAAUUGGAAUCGCGCAUUCCAAUAAAACUUCAAGAAAACAAAGAGUUAAAGCCCAAAGAAGAACAUCAUCGAAUAGAGAAAGUAGUUAGGGAAGAAGUUACUUCAACAAAGAAAAAAAGUGAAACACAUAUUUUUUCAAAAACAUUUACAGCUCAACCGCAAGACGCAAUAAAAAUGUUUGAGGACUUAAACACCUUGAAAGACGAAUCUGAUGUUGUCGUAACUUCAAUAAUAGAUCAAGAAGCUUCAACAACACAAGAAAAAAUCGAAACUAUGUCUUCAGAAAUUUUAAAAGGUAAUAAUAAGUUUUUAUUAGAAGAAAAAAAAGAAGAUCAUAAAUCAAAAAUGACAUCAGAAAAAUGUUUGAAAAAACAAUUUCCCGAAAAAUUAGUACAAGAAAGCCAAGAAAACAUAAAGGAGUUAAAUAAAACAACUCUUCAAAAUACAUCAAUCAUGCUAACGUCUGAUAAAGAGAUUGUAGAUACCUCUGCUUCUCAGGCAGUGGUUCAAAGUGAAGCAAGUCAAAAAAGCAUAAUAUUAGAAGACAAACAGAGAAUAAUAAAAGAAGUUGAGGAUUUUACUAAAAUGAAAAAAAGUAAAAUUGAUGUUGGUAUGAAAAUAGAAACUGAUUUACUUAAUUUGAAAGAAAGUAUUAGUGAUGUAACUGCUGAUGAAUACUUUCACAAGGAAGAAUCCAAGUCAUUUGAUGCUAAAAAUAUUUCUAAAGAAGAAUCUCAUCCACCUUAUGAUCAAGCCAUGACUAAACUAGAAGCAACAAAUAUUGCAGAAACGCUUGUUAAGUCAAUAGAGAAAGAACUAAAGAAUAGAUCAAUUUCUUCCGAUGGUUUAAAGAAAGAAUUAGAAGAUUCAGAACAUGUUGACUCUGAAGAUUCCGAUAAUCAACUUGCUGAUGAUUUAACAAAGAAGUUCCAUGAUAUCACAGAAAAAUCAAUAUUACAAGAAAAUAUUGAGUCAGGGUCUUCAAUACAGGAAGAAAUUUUUGAAAAAGAUUACACACAAGAUAGUGUUAGUGUCAGCGAAGAUUUAGCAAGAGAUGAUGAAUCAUUUCUUCAAGACAAAGAGGGUCUUUCAUCAUCUCGUUUUCAUGUAACUUUAAGUUCUAGCAGUAUUUCUGACCACAUUGACUUGGAAGAUGUAGAAGGUUUUGUAUUGGAGGGUGAUGUAUUAAAAUCUAAGAAAUAUUUAACGUCGGAUAAACAGUAUCCGGAAAGUAAAAUGAAGGAUUCCACAAAAGGUCAAGAAGAAACAAAUUAUUCAGAAUUGAGUGAGGCUAGAGUAUUAGAAAUUAUCGAACCUAAGGAAGAAAUAUAUUCAAGAAAAGAUUCUGUUGACAUAUCUUUAAUAGAGAAUGAUGGAGAUAAAAGUUCUGAAUUAAAAUGUGCAAAAGAUUUAACAGAUACUGAUUUCUCCAAAUUUACAACAGGUACGAAAGUUUCAACCUUGCAUGAAAGUGCAGCUGCCGAUGCACUUGACGAAAUGUAUCAAGCAACCGGUGGAAAUUUACCAAAAAGUCCUACUGUAAUGUCAGAAGAAACGAAUGUGAAUUUCUCACCAUCUGAACUUCCACCUCUUAGAUCUUAUACAGAGAGUAUCAUAAUGUCAAAGAAAGGAGACAGUUUUGAAAUCCAUAGCCCUCCAAUGAUUUCACCAAGAUCAAAAGUGAAAGAUUUAGAAAUUAAACCUCUUAACUGGAUGAUUGGAGACGAGAAGAUUGAAAUUUCAGAGAGUUUACAACCUUUUCAAGAAUUUAAUAAAGAAUUAGAAGAAUAUCACUCAACGAUUGGCCAAGUAUUAGACACUGCACCACAGAAUAACGAAGAAAUAUGUUUUGAACCGGAACAGCAAAUUGAUAUUCAAGAUGAAGAUGCUCCUAAAGACUUAAAUAUGUCUCAAAACUUUAAAUCUAAAUUUACAGUUACAAAAGUGACUGAUCAGGAGUUAGAAACACAAAUAACACAAGACAAAUAUCAGGAAAUCAUUCACACAUCAGAAAAAGAACAGGAAGAACUCCAAGAACACUUUGCGGAUGAGUUGUCAAAUGAAAGAAUAAAUAAGGCAUUUAAAGAUCAAGAACAUACAGAAACAUGCUUUCAAGAUGAUUCAACGAAUGAAAUUAAAGAAAUCAAUUCUAAAAAAGCAAGUGAAACAAAUACAAAAGGAGAAUCUAUUCAUGAAGAGCAUAAAAAAGUUACAGAUAAAGAAGAUAAACCAAUUCACGAUCCUAGUGCCUUGAAGAUAAAAAAAGAAGACUUACAAAACGUUAAUUUAACUUCUAAAUAUGCAAUAACAGUUUUGGACCAAGUUGUUAAAAAGGAGAUUGAUGAAGUGAAAGAAUCUCUACAAGCAGCUAAACAAGAUUUAAUUGAAGAGUUAAGUGAAAAUAAUGAAGUUGUAUUUAACAUUAAAGACUCUCCUUCAGAAUUUCAAUUUAAAAUUCAGCCUGAAACAAUUCCAAACGAACUACCAUUUUUAUAUAGAGCAUCAUCUUCAGAAAAAGGUUCUGAUCAUGAUUCAACGCCGAUGUCUGGUUCACCAGUUGUUAAACAUAAAUGGAAAAGCACAAAAGAUAAGGAAGAUAAUUCAGAAACAUCCACAGUGGAUACAAAAGACAUUUCCUUACGAAGUGAUGAAAGUAUUUGUGAUUGUAGUAAAGAAAACCAAAUAACUGGUACCGUUACAAAUGUAGAUCAAAUAGAAUGUCAGCAAUCUAUUCAAAACUUAAAAGAUGCUAGUUUUGAUGAGUCUUAUUCUUCUUCUCCAAUUCCUGCAAGUAGAUCUAUUUCAGACACAGACAAUAAAGAUGACAGUUUUUCAUUACAACCACCACAACCUGCCCCUAGAAAACGUUUAAAACCUUCCAGACCGAAAAAAACUAUUACAGAAAAUGAACCUGAGAGUUCAGGAGAAAGCAACUAUCAAUCUUGUGAUUAUGAAAUCGGAAGUGGUAGCAGACCCAGUUCAUCUGAAUUCGACACAAUGCAAUCAGCUUUCUCAGGAACCCUUUCUGAAUACGAAACAGCAAUGAUGUCUAUGGAACAUUCUCGACCAACUUCUCAAGAUUAUCAGACCGCUGCAAACACUCUGAGUUCUCGAGAAUCAAUGAAGUCUCUAAAUUCAUUAAGUUCAGGACAUCUUGGCAGUGUAGAUAGCACAAGCGAGUUAUCAGAAACUUUAGUACCUUCUGAAACAGACAUGGAUGAAAAAGACGUAAUGGACGUUAAUCUUGAAAUCGCUCUGGAUGAUGAUCAGGUUACUACUGUUCCUCCAAAAAUAACAAUGGAAACUAUUGACAGUGAUAUUCCUUGUAGAAUGAAAAGAUCUUCUGAAAUGAUAUUCCCUCAGUCAUCUAAAGAUUCUUCUGUAGAAGAUCAUUCAUGCAAAGAUGUCAUAGAAAACAUUGUAGAUAGUGAGAAAACAAAAUUAGAAUUAAAGUCUAGCAAAAAUCCAGAGUCUAGUCAGUGCCAAUUGACAGAUCUAAAUUCAAAACAAGAAUUAGAAAAUAUUAUAGAUAAUAGUUUAAAAUCGAAAUUGAAUGAAGAAAUGCAAUCAGAGGCAGAAAGAGUUAUUGAAGUCCAAUCUGAUUUAUCUACGUCAACCAUCGAAACAAAACUUGGAAUUAUUAAAUCAGUUGAUAUUAUAACAACUCGAGUAAAUCAAGAAGGUAUUCAAAGUGUUUCUACUCAAAUAAUAUCCCGAGAAUCUGAAAGUGUUGACAGUCAAGAGGAUCAAGCAAAUUCUUUUGAACCAGAUUCAUUAGAUCAAAGAUCAAGUUUUAUAGAUCCAGAUGAGAAAAAUGAUGACCUACAAGUAUCGACCAGAACCUGGCUUCAGCAAGCUAGCAUGUCCACUUCUUCUACUUCUGGAAUGUCAAUUGAAACAGUUAUAGAAAAAGAUGAUCAUGGCCGAAAUUCGCCAGAUAGUGACUCAUUUGAGCUCGUAGAUAAACCAGACAUCAUGGAUGAUUUUGUUGUAAUUGAAGAAGUAGGAAAAGAAGCUAAAGAAUUUGAUUCAGAGGGAAAAAGUAUAAAAAUUGGGUCCUUUCAUUGCACAAGUAUUAAAAAUUAUGACAGGGAUGUAGAAAACCUAAUUACGGAAAAGAAAGACGAAAAAGAAGUGUCUACUAGUCAGAUAUCUAGAAACAAUGAAUUAUUUGAAUUUGAAUCAGAAGAAAGUCCCCCGCAAGCUUCUAAUGAUGAACAAUAUUCUCAAUCUUAUUCUGAUGAAGAACAAGACGAAGGCCGUAAGAAGUGGAUUGAGAUGCAAUUUCAAAGUGAUGCUAGAUUGUAUGAUAUAGAAUACGAAAGAGGACCUUUAGAAGACAUCAAAGAAGAAGAAAUAACUGAUUUUGAAGCCGGAAGUAGUAAAUUUGGUAGCAUGGGAAGUCACAAGGAAUCAGUUGGAAGUGUUGGUAGCAUAAGAGGUAGUUUUGGGAGUACACCUGAUUAUGACACAAUAAUUGGCAAGAAAUACUUUAUAAAACCAACUGAUCAUGAUAAUGUUUCUUUAAGUUCCCUUCAAGAAUUUGAGCAUUUAGAAAAUGCAGUUGCCUUGGAAAACUCUAAGAAAUUCAGUAGUGGAUCUCAAGACUCAGGAAGUAAUGGAAGUCUUCCAAGAAGAUACACAAGUAGGUCUGGGCAUGGUGACGAUAUUUCUUUAUCGUCUUUGAAAGAUUUUGAAGGUUUAGAAAAAGCUUGUAAAGAAGCUCAUUUAAUCGAAUUAAGAGCAAAGGAAGAAGAAGAUUUAUUAGACCAUGAAAGUCCAGAAAAUAAAUUUAAAUUAGAAAGUCUGACAAAGGCUAAAACGCAUAUCAGUGCACAUGGUUCUGGGAAUCAAAGUACUUCGGGUUCAGAUGAUUAUGAGAAAAGAAUUAAGGAAAUCGACGAAAUAAUUCGUAUUGCUCAAGCUAAUGUUGAAAAAUUGGAAAGGCAGGAUGAUACGACGGAAGACAUUUCUCAGAUAGAAGUAGAAAAAGGAGUUACAGAAGCUGAUAUUCCAACUACAAUUCAGCAAACGCAAGGAACAAAUAUUAUGGAAACAAGUACUGAUUCGUUGGAGAUAGAAGAUAAUUCAGAAAUAAAGCAAAAUUUAAUGUGCCGAAGUUCGGAUUCUUUGGAAUUAAAAACAACUCUUGAUUUACCCUCAUUGAGUUCAGAUUCACUAAACAACCUGAGGGAUCCAAAGGAUAUUAUAACAGAAAUAGGUGAAAGUUAUCAUAUUGCAAGAAGAAUUUCUUCAGAUUCUCUCGAGAUACCUGAACGAGAACUUCAAGAGUCUGAAAAAUUUUUACAGGAAAGUGAAACAAGUAGUAACCGAUCUGAAGAAUAUGCAGCUGAUGUUUCAUCACGGUUGCUUUCGUACACAACUAAUAAUGAUAAAACAAACUCCAGUUCAGGUGGUGGCACUUAGGAAGUUCAACACAUUAUAAAUAAUGGACCAUUUAUAUCAGUUUGGCACAAACAUAAACAAUAAAUACAAGUAUGGCGCAAGAUGCUUUAUAUAUGACACAUUAUUAAAUGAAGAAAGUAAAGUGUCAAGAAAUUCGUUUAUAAUUGAUUAGAUUUGAUUAUGCAUGCUAAUUUAAAUUUUAGUAAUUAUAAAAUGUUUACUUGCUAACACUUUUAACAGACUAACGUAAUGUAAAGUACAAAAAUAACCUUACAUCUACAUAAAAAACAUGAAUAUGGUACUUAAUAAGUAU